AUGUUAAUAACUAGGCACUCUGAAAGAAUGAACAGAAUUUGCCUAAACGUCCUGAUAGGAAUUCCGGCGUCCGGGAAGACGACUUACUGUGCACAGAUUGAGAAAGCAGCCUCCGACCAGUUUAGUGUAGUGCACGUGUGCUACGAUACCUAUGUUCCCAUCGACACCCAGUACGAUCAGUUUCGCGAUGAGGCGGGAUCGUAUAAGCGACAUCGGCAGCAACUUUUAUCCUCCGUUGAGGCGAUCAUCCUUUCGAUUCUCGGCAGUGAUCGCCAAACCUUGGAACGACUGCUACAGGAUUGGAUUCGUGAGUUCAAGCAGCCGUUGAAACUACCUAACACUUUGUUGAAUUCCAAAGAUUACCUUUUCCUCAUCGACGAUAACAUGUACUACAGAAGUAUGCGAAUGGAGUGGCUACAGGUGGCCCGUAGACGUUCGUUGGGUUUCUUUGAAACGUUCUUCAAUGUUCCGCUAGAGCUUGCACUCCGGAGAAACCAAUCAAGGGAGCGGUCCGUUCCGGAGGAGACAAUAAGGCGUAUGUGGAUGCGACUGGAGAAACCCUGUGGGGAGAUGUAUGGCUGGGAGAAGAAAAGCAUUUCGAUCGAAGGGACCUUAGACGACUUGAGUGAAGUACUUUCAAUGGUCAGUCACAGCUUCGAAAAACCAGAAAAAAUGAUCGAUGCGCCCUCGUCAUCUACUCCGAUGGAACAGUCGGUAAUUCAUCAGAUAGAUCUUCUGCUACGAAAGGCCAUCUCCGAGCGGAUGGCCACAGCCAAGAGCUCCAUGUCCAAAUCCGAUUUACGUGCUUUUGCUGCCGUGCUACAAGAACGGAAGCUGGACUUGCUGAAAAGAUUGAGAAACGGUGGUGAGGUAAUUGCGGAGGACAGGGUCCAGUUUGUGGCGGAUGCUUUGCUUUAAGUUUGUGUAGCUUUAGAAACCGAACUAAUAAACAGAAUUAUAGUCACCCUA
Messenger RNA from Anopheles darlingi, 969 nucleotides. RefSeq names its product L-seryl-tRNA(Sec) kinase (gene Pstk). Gene Ontology annotation, molecular function: tRNA binding; kinase activity. The record is from RefSeq and is a predicted model, not a curated record. Bases 1 to 918 code for a protein of 305 amino acids. NCBI's taxonomy places the organism in Eukaryota, Metazoa, Arthropoda, Insecta, Diptera, Culicidae. The transcript has a single exon.